GUUGGAGUAGCAGUGGUGUUGGCUGUAGUGUUGUCCUGCUAUCCUCCUAUCUUAACUCACUAUGGUCAUUGUUCUCCUGCCAGGAUAUGAACUUGAUUGACAUCCUGUGGAGGCAGGACAUUGACCUGGGUGCCGAGCGGGAGGUGUUUGACCUGAGCCUGCGGCAGAAGGAGGAUGAGCUGCGCAGGCAGAGGGAACUGGAGGAGGAGAAGAGGCUGCACCUGCUGAGGGAGCAGGAUAAGGCCUUGCUGGAACAGCUAGAGCUGGACGAGGAGACUGGAGAGUUCAUGCCCUGCCUGCUACCCAGUGAACCAGAGCUGCCCAACACAGAUACCACCCCAGAGGGAAACCAGAACACCAUUUUUUCCAGAGUGGAUGGGGAUGCACUUUCAUUUGAUGAGUGCAUGCAGCUUCUCGCAGAGACAUUCCCUUUAGUAGAAACCAUUGAGCUCCCCCAUCCUCCUCCUGCUCAUGUCAUGCCCUCCCCUUUCAUUGGCAACAGUAGGCCAGAUAUGCUGACCUCCCAGCAGUCACCUGUGGCCCAGAACCCCAUGCUCUCUGCUCUGCUGGCCCCCCACAAGGCUCCCACUGCUGUGCCUGCGUCUCUGGAUCCAGCCCCUGUGGAUGUGGAGCAGGCCUGGAUGGAGCUGCUCUCCCUGCCUGAGCUCGAGCAGCACUUAAAAAUGCAAGUGUCAGAUAUCCUGGAUCAGAAUGGCUAUACCAGCACAAGCAUGCCCCUAGAGGUGCAGGACCCUAACUACAGCUUCUACUUGCCUGAGCUCCCAGGCUUGGUCACAAACAUAGAUACUACACCACCCGUCCCAACCAUCAACAACUUCAAAGGGAUGGUUCCCCCUGACAACCUCAACCAAAUUACUCUGAAAGCCCCGGAGCUCAACACAACCUACACCACAGACAGCCUCUGUAAGGUGUUCUACACUGACCCCUCAAACACAAAACCUUGCUCCCCCAUGUUAUCCUAUACUUCCAAUGAGGCCAACCCACAGGAGGAGGUGAGACACAAACCACUGGAAUCGUCAGAAAUACAUGUCCCCCAAUUUUCCCUGACAGAUGGACACAAGACUGCUACAGAGUUCCCUGACUCUGACUCCGGUCUGUCAAUGGACAAUGUCAGCUCACCUAAGAAAUCCCAUCAGGACGAUAGUUCUACGGGAUACAGCGACUCAGACCUGGAGGAGAUGGAUAGCAACCGGUCCGAGUACAGAGAGAUGUUCUCACUGUCUCUCCAUGGAGAGGAACAACAGUCCUCCCCUUACAACACUGGUCCAGUAUCCCAUCUUCCGGCAGACAGCCUACCCUACCCAAAAAGUGAGCUCAUAGAGGGCAACGGCCAUAACCAGCGCCCAUUCACCAAAGACAAGCCGAGAAGGCGCUAUGCAGGCUGCCAGUCCCGUCUGUCCAGAGACGAACAGCGGGCCAAGGCCCUGGGGAUCCCCUUUGCUGUAGAGCUCAUUAUCAACCUGCCUGUGGAUGACUUCAAUGAGCUCAUGUCCAAGCACCAGCUUAACGAGGUCCAGCUGGUCCUGAUCCGAGACAUCCGCCGACGGGGCAAGAACAAGGUGGCAGCCCAGAACUGCCGCAAGCGCAAGAUGGAAAGCAUCUCAGACCUGGAGGGGGAGCUUGAAGCCCUGUGCGAGAAGAAGGAGCACUUGCUCAGAGAGAGUGCCCAGAGGAACGGCAGUCUGAACGAGCUAAAGGAGCAGCUGGGGAGUCUGUACCUGGAGGUGUUCAGUCGGCUGAGGGAUGAGGAGGGGAAGCCCUACUCUCCCAGUGACUACUCCCUCCAGCAGACCUCCAACGGCAGCAUGUUCCUUGUGCCUCGUGUUAAAAAGAUACUCAAGGGUGAAGACAAAUAGUCUCUUCCAUUGCACUGUUUUCAUUACUUUUGUUCAUACCUACUCUACAUGACUACCAUGCUCAAAGUUCUAUGCUAGACUAUCAAUUGUAUAUAUGUUGCUUAAGGAGUAGUUUAACAGGAGUGUUAUUUAACUUAAUUCCACUUAAUUCCACUUUCAACAAUGUUGAAAUCUCUCCUUAUUCUGUACAGCAAUACUUUUUUUUGAUCCUGUAAUCAUAGCUAUGCAAAUAGAUGUCUACCCUAUUUGCAAUUGAGACAUGGUGACAUGUGUGUAUGCACAGUUGAAAUCGGACGUUUACAUACACUUAGGUUGGAGUCAUUAAAACUCGUUUUUCAACCACUUCACAAAUUUCUAAACAAACU
Salvelinus sp. IW2-2015 is the source of this 2242-nucleotide messenger RNA. Its product is annotated as nuclear factor erythroid 2-related factor 2. The record is from RefSeq and is a predicted model, not a curated record. Gene Ontology annotation, cellular component: nucleus. NCBI's taxonomy places the organism in Eukaryota, Metazoa, Chordata, Actinopteri, Salmoniformes, Salmonidae. Gene Ontology annotation, molecular function: DNA-binding transcription factor activity, RNA polymerase II-specific; RNA polymerase II cis-regulatory region sequence-specific DNA binding. Gene Ontology annotation, biological process: regulation of transcription by RNA polymerase II; cellular response to oxidative stress.